AUGACACAGGACAAGAAAGACACGGUGCACAUGCAAUGUUACUCUGCCAGGCAACAGGCCUUAAGUGAAGCUGACCUGGACAGAAUAGCUCCAAGGACCAGUAUUGUAAGACCAUCCCUCUGGAGGAGGUUCAAGAACAGGACACGAUGUUCUCGGGCCACGGCCAAUUUCUUACUGCUCAAGUAUGUCCCUGUCUUGAAGUGGCUUCCACGGUAUCCAGCCAGGGAUUGGCUAUUGGGGGACCUAAUUGCUGGUUUAAGCGUUGGUAUAAUCCAGUUACCACAAGGCUUGGCAUACUCACUUCUGGCAGGCCUUCCCCCUGUCUUUGGCCUCUAUACGUCCUUCUAUCCAGUGUUUAUAUACUUCCUUCUUGGCACCUCGAAACAUAUAUCUGUAGGUACAUUUGCUGUAGUGUGUGUCAUGAUCGCCAGUGUGACAGAAUCCUUAGCACCAAAUGAAAACUUCUUGCUUGGAGACAAUUCUUCUUCUAUAGACACAGUUGCCAGAGACCUUAUGAGGGUAGAGCUCUCUAUGGCUCUGGCUUUCCUUGUAGGAAUAUUUCAAAUAGCUCUAGGUCUCAUUCAGUUUGGAUUUGUGGUCAACUAUCUAUCAGACCCACUAAUAAGCGGCUACACCACAGCAUCUGCUGUCCACGUGCUGACAUCCCAACUGAAGUACCUCUUUGGCCUUAAAAUAAGCCAGAAGACCCAGCCAUUAUCAUUAAUAUAUACAAUCAUUAAGAUCUUCUCGAGAAUUACAGAAACAAACAUUGGCACGUUGGUCACCAGCAUCAUUGCUAUCGUUGUUCUGGUGCUGAUGAAAUUUCUGAAUGAGAAGCUUGCUUCCAAACUAGUGAUUCCAAUCCCUAUUGAACUGAUCAUGCUCAUUGUCUCCACUGGCAUAUCAUAUGGUGUUGGAUUAGAUGACAAAUUUGGGAUUGAGAAUGUUGGGUACAUCCCUGUUGGUUUGAAGGCCCCAAUGUUACCUGACUUCAGCCUGUUUACAGAUAUAAUUGGAAACGCCUUUGCCAUUGCUGUGGUAGGCUAUGCCAUAACCAUUUCUUUGGGGCAAGUGUUUGCCUCUAAGCAUGGUUACAAAGUGGACAGCAACCAGGAGCUUAUUGCUAUUGGUUUCAGUAACUUCGUUGGCAGCUUUUUCCAGUGUUUUGCCAUUAGCGCCUCUGUGUCCAGGUCUCUGGUUCAAGAAAGUACUGGAGGAAACACCCAGGUGGCCAGUGCAACAGCAUCUUUUGUCAUCUUCAUCAUUAUACUGAAAGCUGGGGAGCUUUUCCAAGACUUACCAAAGUCCAUUCUGGCUUCAAUCAUUAUAGUCAAUUUGAAGGGGAUGUUUAAACAGUUCUCAGAAGUUAAAGUCUUAUGGAAAAACAACAGAAUUGAUAUGCUUACAUGGUUGGUGACAUUUGUUGCCACAAUUCUGUUUAAUAUGGACAUUGGCCUGGCCGUCGCUGUCGCAUUUUCAUUGCUGACCAUUAUUUUCAGGACACAGUUAUCCAAUUACUCCAUCCUAGGUCAAGUAUAUGAAACAAGUAUUUAUAGAGACGUGUCAAGGUGUCAUCAGGCUAAAGAGAUACCAAGGAUAAAAAUCUUCCACUCUACCUCUACAGUCUAUUAUGCUAAUGCAAAUCAAUAUCUAGAGACCCUCUACCAGAAGUGCGGGGUAGAUGUGGAGAAGCUGAUUGAGAAGAAGAGGAAAGCCAUUAAGAAAAAACAGAAAAAGGAGCUUAAAGCAAUGAAAAAAGCGAUGAAAGAGAAUGAGGCCGACAACCAGAUCACAGGACAUGACAAUAUCGCCUUUGACCGCCUUGAACUUGGAAAACUUGAAUAUGAGAUAGAAGAGCACAAGGAGGAGAAUAUGACAGAGGGGUCCCUCACUGUUGUACCAGGCAAUGCUGUAAAUGAAGAGAGUGGUGGAAGGAACACACUGCAGUCACUGGGGCUGGAGAAACCAAAUUUCCAUUCCUUAAUAUUGGAUUUUUCUUCAAUGAAUUUUGUAGAUACAGUGUGUGUCAAAGCUUUAAGGAAAAUCUUCAAGAAUUUUGCUGAAAUUGAGGUGGAUGUCUACCUGGCUGGUUGCAAUGCAACAGUAAUGACAGGACUGGAGGUUGGGAACUUGUUUAAUGAAAAUAUCACCAAGUCUCAGGUUUUUCCAUCCAUCCAUGAUGCUAUUACCUAUCUGACCAUGGACCAUGAGCAGAUCUCCAUUCAUGAAGCCAAUGGAGCUCCGGAUACAAGGUUAUAAUCCAUACAACUAGUUAAUGAAGCAACCAACAACUGGAAGUCUUCUGCAACAUCUAUGACCUGUGUUUCGCACUGUUCCUAUACUUUUGAUAAUAUUGGUGCAUUAAUACAGGUGAAACUCGAAAAAUAUGAAUAUCGUUCAAAAGUCCAUUAUAUUUCAUUAAUGCAACUUAAAAGGAAAGGAAGCAUGAAGUGCUCCAAAAUCUCCGGAUGCGUUGACCCUGGACUUAACCCGUACAGGACCUAGGGCGUAUGGAUACGCCUUCUGUACCUGGGACUUAAGGACCCAGGGCGUACCUGUACGCCCGUGGGAAUUUCGGUCCCCGCCGCGUGCCGGGCGGG
This is a messenger RNA of Hyla sarda, 2600 nucleotides long. Its product is annotated as solute carrier family 26 member 6-like. Gene Ontology annotation, cellular component: membrane. Lineage: Eukaryota; Metazoa; Chordata; Amphibia; Anura; Hylidae. Gene Ontology annotation, molecular function: bicarbonate transmembrane transporter activity; chloride transmembrane transporter activity; oxalate transmembrane transporter activity. The record is from RefSeq and is a predicted model, not a curated record. Gene Ontology annotation, biological process: transmembrane transport. Bases 1 to 2259 code for a protein of 752 amino acids. The transcript has 20 exons.